Auxenochlorella protothecoides is the source of this 909-nucleotide messenger RNA. RefSeq names its product Thioredoxin-like protein CDSP32, chloroplastic. Lineage: Eukaryota; Viridiplantae; Chlorophyta; Trebouxiophyceae; Chlorellales; Chlorellaceae. Gene Ontology annotation, molecular function: oxidoreductase activity, acting on a sulfur group of donors, disulfide as acceptor. The record is from RefSeq and is a predicted model, not a curated record. The transcript has 5 exons. The coding region runs from base 1 to 909 and encodes 302 amino acids.
AUGCACCGACGCCAGGCUUGUGCAGCGCUACCCAAUGAUGAGAAUCCUGAACAGGCGGUGCAGCGACGCCUUCGGGAGAGCGAGGAGGUCGCGGAGAGGGUAAAGUUCCUGCAAGACCGUGUGGAGCUGGAUGCGGCGCUGGAGAGGGCAGGGGACUCCUUGGUGGUCCUGGAAGUAGCCUCCGAGGAAAUUUGCCAGACGGGGUGGGACGAGGAGCCGGAGCUGCAGUGGGACGAAGAUAAGCGGGCGGCGCUGGAGCCCUGCCUGCGCCUCAAGCACACCUUUGCCCGCAUUGCCCGUGACUGCUCGGAUGCCGUGUUUCUCGCCAUCAGCGCGGAUGACCCCAAGUCCAAGGAGCUUGUGGAGGAGCUGCAGGUCAAGACGAUCCCGACGGUGCAGUUCAUCAAGAACAAGCAGCUGCUCUGGGAGCACAAGGGCAUCAACAAGCUGGAGCAGAAUCUGAGCGAGGGCGUGCUCUAUUAUGGUGACCAGGCGGCCGAGAACCUGAAGGCCAGCAGCUUUGUCAAGGAUCUGCACAGCCCCGAGGAGUUCCAGGAGUUUGUCAAGUCGCAGGACAAAGACGUGCUGACGGUGGUGGAUGUCUGCGCCUCCAUGUGCGAGCCCUGCGUGCACAUCUUUCCCGCGGUCCUGGCGCUGGCGCGCAACUUCGAAAAGCACGCGGCCUUUGCGCGCGUCCAGCUGGACGAGACGCCCGAGCUGGAGGCGCUGCUGGCGGGGUCUCUGGGCAUCCGCGACGUCCCCACCUUCCUCUUCUACCGCAACGGCGCAGCGGUAGGACGCCACGUGGGCGGUUCCCGUGCCGACCUCAUCGGCAACAUCCUGCAGCAGCAGCCGAUCGACUGCCGGAGGGACGCUGAGUGGCGGCUGUGGCAUGCCAGCAGGGCAUAA